Chara braunii is the source of this 1838-nucleotide messenger RNA. NCBI's taxonomy places the organism in Eukaryota, Viridiplantae, Streptophyta, Charophyceae, Charales, Characeae. The record is from the annotation of a GenBank genome assembly.
GUACGCCUAAGGCAGGGCCGCAGGGCCGCAGGGCGUCGGGCAGGGCCGCAGGGCCGCAGGCGUAGUUGUGUGCGGGGUGUGUGCAAUGGCACCUAUGAAAGGGACUAGAGAACAGCAGUUUGUCCUUGUCAGUAAGGACAAACAGAGGCAGGCGGAGCUGAAGUUCUGUGGAUUCAAGUAGAUCACGAAGGGGCAAACACUGUCGAACUCCAAUGGGAAUUUUCUCAUGGAGUGCAAAUUGUGCGGUCGGGGGUUUCAGGGCAGUCAAUCGAAGGCCGCACAACACUUUACAAUAAAGAACAACUGUUCUAAAGUCACCGCGGAGCAGCUCGCGGAGAUUUGGAACAAGACAAACUACUCGUUCGAUCACAGCCAUCAUCGGAAGAUCCUCGACUUCCUCAGGUCUCGUGGGUUUCGAGACAAUAGAAAUACUUCGGGGAGGGAGCAGGCGAGGGAGGAGGAGUACGACGACAGCGAUGACGAGAGGAGGGCGGUCGAGGGGGGAGGUGAUGAUAGUGACAGCGAUUCACAAGACAUGGAGGCGCGGCGAGAGGCGGAGCGCGCCAGGGGUAAGAUGAGGGGGGACAAGGCCGUUGACGAGGACAGCAACCCGAACGAGCAUGACGACGACGACGAUGACGACGACGAUGAGGGCGCAGACAUUGGGGCAUCUCUUGAUGGGGGUUUGAUGGUCGCUGGCCGUCGAGGCCAAGAAGGGGCUGUCAAAGCGAUAAAGGUGGCCGCGCAAUCGAAGAAGAGAAAGAGGAAGGCAACAACACCAGCUCCUCCUCUGCCGAAGAAGGGCAAGGUCCUUCGACAGACAUCCAUGAUGGAGACCUUCGAUCCGGUGUGGCAACGGGAGUUUUCGAACGAGUUCCUGCAAUGGUGGACUGUGCAGCGUGACAGUGAUGUUCAAGAGACAGUCGAGGUCGUGGUGGAGCGAUGGAAGGACGUGUUCGACAAGUUCGGUGUCGAAAACGUCAACGCCAUUUGCACUGAUUCCACGUCCAUGUAUGUGGCUGCAUCCAAGCUCCUCGCGAAGGAGGAAGUCAAGUACAGUCGUAUUUCUUGGCUUCCGUGUGCGGUCCAUGUCUGCAACUUGUUCUUGUCAGACAUUGCGAAGGACGGCAUACGUGGGAAGCUUGGGAAGAGGGAGGGCACCAUCAUCAGGGCUCGAGCAGUCGUGCGUUUCAUCAGAGAGCACGGGGCGGCUCUCAGCCUUUACCGACGUUUCUCUGCCGCCCACCCCUCUUCCGCCUCCGCAGUUGCGGCCAGUUCCAACGCUGCUUCACCCUCGUCUCAACGGCGAGGCAGAAAGUUUGUGUACCCCGCACAGACGAGGUUUGCUACGUACUACUUGAUGCUGGAGAGGUUGUUGGAUCGUCACCGAGCGUUGGAGUCUUUGAUGAUGAGCGACGAUUGGUUGCGGACUGCAUGGAGGAGGUCCAUUUUCUUGCAGGCCAGGUGGGUGCGUCAUCAGGUGCAAAAAGCGACAUUCUCGGAGCACGUGGAGGACAUUGUGGAGCUCAUGACGCCUGUGAUGCAGCUGCUGCGACGUUUGGACAGAGGGGGGCGCGUGAUGACUCGCAUGUGGUCGUGGGCACUUGCCAUGGUCGACAGAGUGGUGAGGGCGAGACUGAACAGGACGUCGACGGAGGAGCUCAACAUCGUUUUUCAGGCUUGUCAAGCGUGGUGUCACACUUUUUCCAGUCGGACCGCUUCAGGCGACCGGAAAACCAACAGGCUGUCACGCAGGAUUUUGAUUGUGAUUGCAAUAAAUAAAAUAAAUUAAAUAAUGCAAAUCCCUUUCUGUUGUGUGCGUCCGGCUUCGAGCGAGA